CGUUGUCCUCUGUCUCUCUCUGUAAUUCUCCGCAAUUAUUUAUUGCCCCUGCACUCUCGACACCUUUUCGUUCUACCGAGAGAAGGGCUUCGACGCUGAUAUUGAAGAAGCCAUGGAUGUUGAAGCUAGGAGAAUGGAGGAAGGGCGCCGGAAUUCAGAUCGGAACCAUGAUUUGAAGGACUCCAUUGAAGAUGAGCUUGAGCAUCAGAAAGAAACAAGAGCACCACUGGUGGAGAGUGACACCGUUCAGCAAAUAGAGCAGGAGCAGCCGCUUGCGAAGCAGAAACCCAAGAGGAUUGCAACCUUGGACGCAUUUAGAGGCCUCACCGUAGUGUUGAUGAUACUGGUGGACGAUGCUGGUGGAGCUUAUCCUCGAAUCGAUCACUCCCCAUGGAAUGGGUGUACAUUGGCUGAUUUUGUCAUGCCUUUCUUUCUUUUCAUUGUUGGGGUUGCCAUAGCCCUUGCUCUCAAGAGAGUUCCCAAGAUGAGGGAUGCCGUAAAGAAGAUAAUACUUAGGACCUUGAAGCUUCUAUUUUGGGGUAUUCUUCUGCAAGGUGGAUACUCUCAUGCUCCCGAUGAUCUCUCCUACGGAGUCGACAUGAAAUUCAUCCGGUGGUGCGGCAUUCUCCAGAGAAUAGCUCUCGUAUACUGUGUCGUGGCCCUGAUAGAGACAUUCACCACCAAGCUUAGGCCAACCACCUUGAGCCCGGGACACCUCUCCAUUUUUACCGCCUAUCGAUGGCAAUGGAUUGGGGGCUUUGUGGCAUUCACCAUUUACAUGGUUACAACCUUCGCUCUCUAUGUUCCAGAUUGGAGUUUCGUCGAUCAUAGUCAAGACGAACCCAAGAAAUAUACGGUGAUUUGCGGGAUGAGAGGACACUUGGGGCCUGCAUGCAACGCCGUGGGAUACGUGGAUCGACAAGUUUGGGGGGUUAACCAUCUCUAUUCUCAGCCUGUUUGGACUCGGUUGAAGGCGUGCACAUUGAGCUCUCCUGCUCAAGGUCCUCUUCGUAAAGAUGCUCCGGCUUGGUGUCAUGCUCCCUUUGAACCCGAAGGAUUGUUGAGUUCUAUAUCAGCUAUCCUCUCUGGUGCCAUCGGGAUCCAUUAUGGGCACGUCUUGAUCCACUUUAAGCGUCAUUCGGAGAGGCUCAAGCAAUGGGUCUCCUUGGCAAUCGUGUUACUGGUGGUUGCCAUAAUACUUCAUUUCACAGAUGCUAUCCCACUGAACAAGCAACUCUACAGCUUCAGCUACGUUUGCUUCACAGCUGGGGCAGCUGGAAUUGUCUUCUCUGGCUUUUACCUGCUGAUCGAUGUGUGGGGAUUUCGGACACCAUUCUUGUUCUUGGAAUGGAUAGGAAUGAACGCAAUGCUAGUAUAUGUGAUGGCAGCUCAGGGAAUCUUCGCCGCAUUUGUGAAUGGGUGGUAUUAUACAGAUCCAAAACACUCGCUGGUACACUGGAUUCAAAAGCACGUAUUCGUGGAUGUGUGGCGCUCAGAGAGGGUGGGAACCCUCUUGUAUGUCAUAUUUGCAGAGAUCACUUUCUGGGCUGUGGUCGCUGGAAUCUGCCACAGAUUAGGAAUCUAUUGGAAGCUGUAAGUCUAACACAGGAUAGAAUGCCUAGAACGUCUUCGAUUUGUCCCAGGGAAAUUUGUCCUUGCUUGUUAUUGUACCAUAUUUCCAUGUUAUUCUAGCUUGGAGUUUCUGUCUCCAUAUCAUGUAAAUGUUUCCUUAUGUUAUAAUAUGAAAGAAAGCGAAUCUAGAUGGAUCCCUGAAGUA
This is a messenger RNA of Neltuma alba, 1777 nucleotides long. RefSeq names its product heparan-alpha-glucosaminide N-acetyltransferase-like. The record is from RefSeq and is a predicted model, not a curated record. The coding region runs from base 113 to 1597 and encodes 494 amino acids. The transcript has 13 exons. NCBI's taxonomy places the organism in Eukaryota, Viridiplantae, Streptophyta, Magnoliopsida, Fabales, Fabaceae.